UGGUAUACCUAAUUAUAAUGAAUUUGGUAAAUUCAGAAAAUUUUUAGACUUUUGUUCAACAACUAAAGCCACAAGGAGAAUGUAGACUUGUUUAGUAUUUAGAUUACAUUAAAGAUGUCUACGGAUACAGACUUUUCCACAACUACAGUUUUCACAACUCCGCUUACAACAGGAUUCGUGCAAAAUUUUACAACAGGAUUCGUGCAAAAUUUUACAACAGAAUUUAUACAUAAUUCAACAGUUCGUUCAACUGAUAGUCCUUUACCAUUGUGGUCGGGGUUUAUCGGAUGUAUUGUGGCAUCAUUGUUUUUUGGCAGCAACUUUGUACCGGUUAAACAAUUUUCAGCUGGUGAUGGUUUCUUUUUUCAAUUCUGUUUUUGUGUUGCUACAUGGGUUGUUGGUCUCAUCACGGAUUUGAUCGUGAAGAAUCAACGAUUUUAUCCACUUGUACUAAUCGGAGGGGUUUUAUGGACCACUGGAAAUCUUGCAACGGUAUUUUGUAUCAAAACGUGUGGUUUGUCCGUUGGAUUACUUAUUUGGGGUACAUCGAGUUUAAUUGUUGGAUGGGCAGGUGGACGAUUUGGUAUUCUCGGUCUUAAGGCACAAAAACCUGAUCGCACUUGGAAACUGGGGCUAAAUUACACCUCGGUAGUAUUUGCUGCAAUAAGUGGCAUAUUUUUUUUAUUUAUUAAAUCAGAAAAUACUCCACGCAAAGGUCAGGACUAUGAAACCAAAGAACCUGUUAAUGAAUCAGCAGGUGAAUUAGAUACAGAUUUCCCAUUUUUGAACCGUUUAACUCCAUUACAACAGAAAAUUCUCGGUUAUAUAUUAGCAACAUUAGCUGGUGUUUUUUAUGGUUUAAUGUUUAUACCGGAUUCCUAUAUAAGAGAUCAUCCAGACGAGUUCCGUUAUCAGAACGAAGAUCCAUCGUCGAAUGGUUUACAUUAUGUCUAUUCUCAAUAUUCUGGAAUACUGUUAUCUUCAACAUUUUACUUCAUUGUUUAUGCGGCGGCAAAAGGAAACAGACCGAGCAUCAAUCCGAGCAUUUGUUUACCAGCCAUGGUAUCUGGAAUAAUGUGGGCAAUAGCCAAUAUCGGUUUUAUUGUAGCGAUAUCAGCGUUGAAACAAGCGGUAGCUUAUCCCAUCGUUAGUGUUCUUCCAGGCAUCGUUACUUCUCUUUGGUCAUUGUUUUAUUUCCGAGAAAUACGUGAAAAGAGAAGUCUUAUUUUCUUGGGUUGUGGUAUGCUAUUGCGUUGUUUAGCCGCAGUAUUCAGUGGACUCUCUGCGUAG
Messenger RNA from Didymodactylos carnosus, 1290 nucleotides. NCBI's taxonomy places the organism in Eukaryota, Metazoa, Rotifera, Eurotatoria, Philodinida, Philodinidae. The record is from the annotation of a GenBank genome assembly.